Messenger RNA from Patella vulgata (common limpet), 2845 nucleotides. RefSeq names its product coiled-coil domain-containing protein 15. Gene Ontology annotation, cellular component: centrosome. The record is from RefSeq and is a predicted model, not a curated record. NCBI's taxonomy places the organism in Eukaryota, Metazoa, Mollusca, Gastropoda, Patellidae. The transcript has 10 exons. The coding region runs from base 31 to 1461 and encodes 476 amino acids.
UCACUGGUUCAUCAAGUCUAUGUUUUAAACAUGGCGUCGAAAUUAAAAUAUGACAGUUUGCCGGUGGGAUUAAAGAAAAUAUCUCGUCCUGUCAUUAGCUCUGACAUUAUGGGAAACAGAAAUGUUGAGAUACGACCCGUCGGCGCAUGGGUGCAGCCAGCAGCCGUUGGUGGAUACACAAGAGAACCGAAUGCAAUAGCAUCAGCUAGAGAAGAAGAAGAAAGAAUCAGUAAUAUUCAGCGUGAGAAACAAAAGAGAAUACGACAGUUUCACGAAGAUGUGAAGCGUAGAGUAAAGACAAUGGAUCGAAUAAGAAAACAGCAAGAGAUGGAUCAAAAUAUCCAAGAUCUAGAAGAAGAAAGACUGAUAUUCAGACACAGUGUUCAAAUGGGCAAUAAAACAGUUAAAGGCAAUAAAAAAACCAACUGUUCCGUCAGGAAAAAUGACGACCAUUCUAUUCAACAAGCCAUCGGUGGUAAUAAAUCAAGAAAAGGUUCAUCAAGAUUAAAGAAAAAUGAUGAAUUAACAGAUUUAAUAUUUACAGAUCAAACUAAUCAGAUACGUCAGUUUACAAGUGAAGCUAGAAGAAAAUUAGGAGGUAAAAAAACGCUGGAGGAGGAAGAUGAGAUAACAGGAUGUUCCCGUCGUAAAACGAGAGAUCCAUCUCCACAAAGACCUUUACGUGAUACACUGGGUCUGACUAUAUUAACAAAAGAUCACAGACAGAUACCUGAUAUUGGUUGGGAUGAGGAGAUUAACGAGGGGGAGGAGGAGAAUUUACAAGAUGGAGAUGAUCAGGAGGAUGUUAUAGAAACCAGACAAAUUAAAUCAGUCCAUUUUAAAACGUCACCUGAAUAUCAAAUAGAAAAUACAUUUACACAACCAGUUCACAGAUCUAGAGUAAAACCAUCAGUUAAAGUACCAUGUAUAUAUAAUGGUGUUAUUAAAGAAGAGGAGAAGAGAAGGAAGAAAUGUCAUCAAGCUAUGUAUAGAAAGAUGUUUAUGGAUGUCGAGAGAGAACAGGUUAAAGAGAAUAUCAGGAAAAGAGAACAUAAAAAGAAAAUUCACUUAUUAAAGAAAGAAAAGGAGUUAGAGCGAAAGGAAGAAGAAGAACAGGCCCUACGAUUGGUUGAACCAAGAGACCCUGUAACAGGGGAGACAACUGCUGAAACGAUGUUAAGAGACAGACUUGAAGAGACACAGAUUAAAGAUACGAUAGAACAACAUGAACAACAGAGACGCAAAAUAAAAGAAACAGAAAGAUAUUUAGAAGCCUUACAGCAUAACUUGCGUCGUAAGAUUGAGAAGAAAGGAAUAAUAUUACCCCCAUUAUGUUGCUGUGCUGAAACUGCUUGGGACACUAAUCCAGACACAUGUGCUAAUAAUUGUGUUUUCUACAAAAAUCCUAAAGCUUAUGCCAAAGCGUUACAUUCCCUACUUGUGUCAUGUCAAGUAGUCUGACAAUAGAAGUCUUACAGUAUUAUUGUGUCGAGUAGACUUAACUAUAGAUGUCUUACAGUUUUAUUGUGUAAAGUUGAAACAAAUAUUAGUUCAGAUUUUACAAUUUAUUUUUUGAAAUUACCAAUUGAGAUGCAUUUCCCAGACAGAUGAAAUUUUAAAAAACCCCAUAAAAACAGGACUCAGUUCUGUAAAAUACACUUAUAUCAGCCAGUAUAAUAAACAGUAAUUAUAAGGGGUGGAUCCAGACACUUUGGAUGGAGGGGGAGGGAUGUGUGUGCAUAGGAGAUAAAGCUGCAAGCAAAGCACACAAUGGGGUGUCUGGGUGACCUCCCCUGGAGAAUUUUAAAAAUUAGAAGCACUGAAAUGCCAUUCCCACUGAUCUGAGACAAGAAUCUGGUUCUAAAUUAAUGGAUUAUAAUGGUACAUUUUAGUCAGAAAUCCUGAUAAGCCCCCCACUAGAUCUGCCCUUGAUUGUAUUCAGUAGAAUUGUGUCCUGGGUAUUUCCAGUUUAAUGACUAAACACCACUGAAGUAAAAAUUCUGAAAUAAUACAUGUAUAUAUUUUCAUAAAUAUUAGGCCUAUGAUUUUACUCACAUUUUUUAGAAAUUGUUAUUGGUUGAACUAGUCACGUUAUAAACAAAGAAAAAAUUGAUUAUAAAUUUUUAUAUUACGUUUUAGUAUUUCUUUCAUGCUAUCCAUUCAUGGUCUAUAAGUUUUAACAAAGUUUUAAUAUUUCAAUAGCAUUUCAUUUUAACAAAGUUUUAAUAUUUCCUCUUUGUCCAUCCAUCCAUUUAUGGUCUAUACCAGUGAUCCUCAACCAGUGUGCCGCGGCACACAGAUGUGCCUCGAGAUCUUCCUAAGUGUGUCGCGAUAUUUUGAACGGCACACUAAGAAAAUGCAAAAAACCAUGUGAUCCUAACUGAGUAUUUACUGGAGUCUACUGAUAAGUUCGUAGCUGUGUUGUUCUUUAUUUAGUUUGUCAUUCUAUGUGUCUCUGACUAGUCUCUGUCUACGGUUGUAUUACCAUGUUUUAUUUUGCAAAAUUCCAAUAAUUUUCAUAUAUAUUUAGCCAGGUGUGCUGCUAUUUUUCCCAUGUGUGCCAAGGUGUGCUGUUGGCACAAAAAGGUUGAAAAUCACUGGUCUAUAAGUUUUAGUAUUUCAUGACUUACUUCUCUCUAUCCAUCCAUGGUCUAAAAGUUUUAACAAAGUUUUAGUAUUUCUUUAGCCUUAUCUCUCUGCCUGCCAUCCAUCUAUUCAUGGUUUAAAAGUUUUAACAAAGUUUUAGUAUUUUGUUACAUCUCUAGUCAUCAGUCUCAUUGUAUAUUUUCAUCAUAUAUAUUUGUAUAUAAAUGUACAUCAAAUGUGUAGAUAAAAAUAAUGGUUU